Molecule: messenger RNA, 961 nt
Organism: Phycomyces blakesleeanus NRRL 1555(-)
Lineage: Eukaryota; Fungi; Mucoromycota; Mucoromycetes; Mucorales; Phycomycetaceae
Exons: 2
Coding region: 1-846 (281 amino acids)
Source: RefSeq, a predicted model, not a curated record
AUGGAGCAACAGGUUCUAACAACUGCACUGCCUAUGCUUAUUCUAGGCUUGGGUUGGACAGGCCAAUUCUUAGUUGAGCUCCUGAACGCAAUCAACCUCAAAUAUGCUGCCACAACACGCGAUGGCCGUGGAAAUACAAUCAAAUGGACAAUGCCAUCGACAUCUUAUUGGGCAACCAACCCUACAGGCCUAACAAAUCUUCCAUCAGCACAAACAGUACUGAUUACAUUUCCGGUAAUCAACACUUCUGAAAUGACUGAAUUUAUGGAUGCAUAUGAAUCUGAGCAUGGAAAGCCUCAAUGGAUCUUAUUAUCUUCAACCCGCCCAUUCAAUGGGACACCAAGUGAUCGUCAUGGCCCUAUGGAUCCUUCAAGAGGAACAGAUCGUUCAGGCGCAGAAGAAAUUGUCUUGUCACGUGGUGGAACUGUAUUGCAUCUUGCUGGUCUAUGGGGUGCUGCAAGACAGCCACGUCAAUGGGUUUCACGUUUCCCAACUGAAGCUGCUAUCCGUGCAAAGUUGCUUACUCGUCAAUUGCAUUUGAUUCAUGGAAAGGAUGUGGCACGGGCCAUUCUUGCAGUGCAUGAACAAUUCAAGAGCGGAGAGAGAUGGAUAGUAACAGACAAGGGUUGCUAUGAUUGGAUCCGUCUCUUCUUAGCCUGGGGAAGCCCUGAGCAGAUUGCGAUAGCACGUUCUCUGGCAAAGAAUGAUGAGGUAUGCCGCAAUGCUCUCGGAGAAGGCACACUGGAAGAUGUUGUUGCCCGUGGAGGUGUAGUACCAAGAUUAAACUCUAAUGAGUUUUGGGAGACUUUCGGAAUCGAACCCACUGAGUAUCUUACCAUUGAGUAAGUCAUAUCUGUACACAGUAAUAUGACAAACAACAUCGUAUUUUUUUUCUAUCUCACCACCUUAUUAUUAAUUUUUGGUAAAUACAUUUAUAUGUGUUUGUUUGUGUAUGCAAUGU